UUUCUCAAAGUGACAAAAUGUUAUUUUCGAAAAAAAUAUUCCUGUUGCCUGCAAUCACACUUCUGCUGCUAACUAGAGUUUCUUCGCAAUCAGCAACUUCAGAAUCUUAUAAGCUUUCAAAAGACGAUUGGACGUACGAAGAAAAUGCGACCACAGGAGAUAUUUCCGGGCAGCUAAUCGUCAGUCAUGACACACCCUUUUCUCCGCAGCGCAAAUACAUUGUCACUCUCAUCAAGCUCAACUGGUUUGCGGCUUAUGCUUUCUGCGAGCAAAAUGGUUGGUCGCUGGUCAGCAUUGAAUCUGCAGCGGAGCAAUUUCAAGUGCAAAAUUAUAUAAAUUAUUUUAAUCUGGAGAGCAGCGAUUUCUGGACUUCUGGCAAUAAGUUAGCCGACUUACAGAACUUCCGUUGGGGUUACAAUGGUUCCAAAUUUAGUUAUACAAACUGGGCGAUGGGUCGACCCGAUAAUUUCAUGGGCGGUCAGCAUUGUGUGAAAUUGCUGGAGAACUCUUUGAAGUGGGACGAUGAUUUCUGCGAGAAUAGUCAUCAUUUCAUUUGUCAAAUGGAUAGAAAUUCGAGUAACAAUUACACGCCGCCAUACGAAUAAACAUUUGUGUGAAUAAAUAGGGGAUUUCGGACUUCUAUUAAUAGAAAACGUUUCUUCAAAAUUUUUAAAAAUUUUUAGACUUCUUGCAAGCUUAGAAGAUAUAAAUAUUAGUCGAGAAAUAUUAAAAAAUUAUUUAAAACAUACCACUAAGUUAUCAAAUUUAACGAUUUCCUUUCAGAUAGUUUACUAAUGUAAAAUUCAAACAAAAUAUUUAUUAUUCAUAAUGCUUUUAAUUGCAUUUUUGCUGAAAAUUGGAUUUUUGGCAGCCA
Bactrocera latifrons is the source of this 874-nucleotide messenger RNA. RefSeq names its product C-type lectin 37Db-like. Gene Ontology annotation, biological process: biological process involved in interspecies interaction between organisms. Gene Ontology annotation, cellular component: external side of plasma membrane. The record is from RefSeq and is a predicted model, not a curated record. Gene Ontology annotation, molecular function: carbohydrate binding. Lineage: Eukaryota; Metazoa; Arthropoda; Insecta; Diptera; Tephritidae.